AUGCGGUGGCUUCUCCUCGUUUCUUUAUUCACUGCUUUGUAUGCGGAUUUGCCAAGUUGUGCCCGGGCUCGUUGCCUGCAUUGUGAGGUGGAGUUCAUCUCGCGCAUGUGCCCUGAUGUCUGCUCGAGAUGCCCGGGAAGGGUGCAGUCCCCUGUGCCGCAGAACACGAUCCCGAGACAACCGGCGCCAAUCUAUCGCCAGCCACAACCUCAGCAACCAGUUCCAACACCACCACAACGCCGAGAAGCCCCACAACCACCGCCAGCGCAAAUUGUGCCUCCACCACGACCACAGCAACAACAACAACAACAACAACAACAGCAUUUUGUUCAACUGCAACAAACGCACUACUUGCCCACUCAGAAUCAGCCGCAAGCGCAACAAUUUGCUGCACCAAAUACACAGCUGCACCCAAUCCCACCGCAACAAGUCGCCUAUCAACCAUUGUACGCUCCACCACAGCACCAACCACAGCAACAAGCUCAACAACAAGCUCAACAACAACAAUAUCAACAAUUUCAACAGCCCCAACAACCACAGUAUCAACAAUAUCAACGUCAAAUCGUUGUCACUCAACCCCCACCCCCACCAGCCGUUACUCCAUCAAGAGAGCAAGCUGUCACAUUGGCUCCAUUGAUUCAAAUGCCUUCUGCUGAGGAAAUCAAUCAACAAUUGGUCGCUCAGCAAAGGAUCUUGUCGAAUGGAUUGUACUCACAGGUACCGCGAGCUGCUCAAGCUCCUGAGCCCCAGCAACAAGCGACUCAACAAUCUACCCAGCAGAACACUCUCUUCCCGGGCCUUUUCCCCAAUCAACAACCAUCCCAAUCUUCUUCUCAAACCUCUCCAUUCUUCAAUCCAUUUCAACCAUUUCUCCAAAACCUUGGCCUAGCUCCAUCGGCUCCAUCAGCUUCAAAUCCCUUCGGAUUACCCACCUUUCCUCCAAAUCAAUUUUUCAGCACUACCGCCCCAACUCCUCAACAACAAUAUAAUCAGGCCUCGUACUACGGGGUGAACGGCCAACAACAGCAACAGCGAAGUCCCUAUGGAGUACAGCAACAACAACAGCAACAACAACAGCAACAAUAUCAAGGCUAUCAGCAGGCUUCUCAAUCCAAAGCUUUGGCCACAAAUUCGAUCCAACAAUCGACCAACUAUGCUCAACAGGGAAAUCAGGUAGUGGCUCGUUCGAUUGACUCCUCUCCGCAAACGUACGAGAAAAACUUCUACGCCGGAGUGGCAAAGCCACAAGUGCAAUACCCGCAAUGUCCCCGUCAACCCGGCUGGCUUCCGUGUAUCGGUAAACAGGAGGCGAAUCAACGUUUCGCGAACUGUUGCGCAAGAUUGGGUGAAGGCUGUAUGCCACUCUGCAACUAUGAUGCUAAUCUGGCUACAAUGCAACUCAACGUGUUAACCGGUCGUUGCCCACUUCAAAAAGUGCACGAUAUCAUGAUUUGUGCGUCUGGUUACAAAGAUGUGACUCAAUGUUGUGAAGCGUACAACGUAUUCGAGCCAGGCUUCGAGCACUGCCGACCCUACUGUAACCCGGCUGGCGGUCUACCGGAGGGUGGUCUAUUAUCCGAGAAAUACAAAUGCUUAGGGAAAUUGUCAUAUAUUCAGCAAUGUUUCUACGUUUCCCAGAAUCCA
Molecule: messenger RNA, 1644 nt
Organism: Mesorhabditis belari
Lineage: Eukaryota; Metazoa; Nematoda; Chromadorea; Rhabditida; Rhabditidae
Source: the annotation of a GenBank genome assembly